AUGUCAAAGCCAGAGCCCAUAGCGAUUUGCGGCAUUGGGCUGCGGUUACCAGGCGGCAUCAAUACCCCAACAGCGCUAUACAAUUUCCUCAUCAACCGCCAAGAUGCCCGCUCCAAACCAGAUCAUCCGCGAUACAGCUCGCAAAACCACCAUUUCACAGCAAGCGGGAAGUCAGGGCACUUGCCGACCGACGAAGGAUACUGGCUCUCGCAAGAUGAUGUCUCAAAGUUUGACCCCUCGAUGUUUUCUAUGAAUCCCAAGGAGUUACUCAAACUAGACCCUCAGCAGCGGCUGCUUCUGCAAGUCGUCUGGGAAGCGCUGGAAAGUGCUGCCGAAACAGAGUGGCAGGGUCAGAAGAUUGGGUGUUAUGUUGGCAGUUUUGGGGACGACUGGCGCGAAAUGCACGCGGUCGAUGCUCAAGACGACGGCAUGUAUCGCUUGACAGGAUACCUGGAUUUUGUGCAGGCAAAUCGCAUUUCUCAUGCUUUUGAUCUACGAGGUCCAAGCAUGACCGUCCGCACAGCAUGCUCAGCCGCCGGUUUAGCAGUACACUUGGCCUGCCAGGCGAUACGCGGCGGAGAAUGCGACUCAGCAAUCGUCGCCGGGGCGAAUUUGAUGCUCUCGCCAGGGUUCACCAAGCUAAUGGCCGAGCAAAGCGUGCUCUCGCCCGAUGCCUCGUGUAAGACAUUUGACGCCAGCGCCAACGGCUAUGCCCGUGCAGAAGCCGUCAACUGCCUCUAUAUCAAAAGGCUUGACUGCGCGAUUCGCGACGGGAAUCCGAUUCGUGCCAUCAUCCGUGGAUCAGCAACGAACUCUGACGGCAGAACGCUCGGCCUAACCACACCAAGUGCACAAGCACAGCAGCAGCUGAUACGCGAUGCAUACAGACACGCAGGCAUAUCAGAAAACGAGAUGUGGCAGACCGCUAUGGUCGAAUGCCACGGCACCGGCACGGCUGUGGGUGAUACCAUCGAGGCGUGCACAGUUGGCGCAGUGUUUGGAGACAAGGGAAUGCUCAUCGGAUCAAUCAAACCCAACCUGGGCCAUUCUGAAGCAGCUUCGGCUAUUUCGAGCAUAAUCAAGGCAGUUGUGUCUUUGGAAAUGAAAACCAUUAUACCUAACAUCAAAUUCGAUACCCCUAGUGUCAGCAUUCCUUUCGCGUCGGCAGGCCUGAAGGUGCCUACGGAACCGCAGUCUUGGCCUGAACAAAGGGCAGAGAGAAUCGGUGUCAAUAGCUUUGGAAUCGGAGGCACCAAUGUCCAUAUUAUCUUAGAAUCUGCCGCGACAGUAGGAAGUCCGACCACUAUUCGAAGCCGCGGAAAUGUCGAGACCCCGCCUCCCUCACCUCCUCUGAGAAGAGACCCAGCGACGCUACUACUGUUCUCCGCGGGACACGAAGAAUCACUCAAGAGGGCUGUGAACCAAUACCAAGAGCUUCUUCGAGUUAGUCCUGCAAAGUUGGAAGACCUCUCAUACACGUUGAUUCAUCGCCGCUCUCAUCUAGCGCACCGCACCUUUGCUGUAGUUACUGAUGACUGCGACCAAUUGGCUUUCACGCUUCCUCCCACUCCUAGUUUCCGCUCCAGCUCAUUAACUGAGGGGAUUGCUUUUAUUUUCACCGGCCAAGGCGCCCAAUGGGCCCGGAUGGGUGCGCAUCUGAUGAAAAGUAGCAGAGACUUCCUUCAAGACAUUAGGGAAAUGGACGCCGUCUUAAAGAGCCUCUCGCAAGAACACCGUCCAAGCUGGAAUAUUAGAAACGAGCUGAUGAGAUCGGAUUCCACGUCUCGCCUUGGGGAAGCAGAGUUGGCGCAACCCAUUUGCACUGCGGUCCAGAUUGCCUUGACUAGACACCUGGCCAGAUAUGGAAUUACGCCCAAGGCAGUUGUCGGUCAUUCCAGCGGUGAAAUAGCAGCUGCAUACGCGGCCGGUGUUCUCACGCUCAAAGAAGCAGUCAUCGUCGCUUACUACCGCGGUUUCAUGGUCAAGAAGUUGAAAACCCAAGGCUCUAUGGCGGCCGUCGGACUAGGAAGAGAGCAGGUUACACCAUUCUUAGUGCCGAAAGUCGUCAUCGCUUGUGAAAACAGCAGCUCAAGUGUGACUCUGUCCGGAGACACGGAUGCCCUUGAGACGGUUUGCAGCGCAAUCAGGUCUGCUCGGCGAGAUGCUCUGGUCCGUAUGCUCAAGGUUGACAAGGCAUACCAUUCUCAUCACAUGCGUGCAGUCGGCAUCGAGUACCAGUCUCUCCUCAAGCCACACCUCAGUCCAAAGUCGCCAAACGUUGCAUUCCACUCCAGCGUCUCAUCCCAAAUUCUCGAACGUGGCUCCGACUUUGGCGCCGAGUACUGGCAGCGGAAUCUGGAAUCACCUGUACUCUUCCGACAAGCUGUAGUACAACUUCUCCAAACAUCAUCGACGACGCUGCAUCUCGAAGUUGGACCGCACUCAGCACUGGCCGGCCCCUUGAAGCAGAUUUACACAGAGAUGGCCAUCUCCCCAUUCUAUCUAUCCAUUCAAAAGCGAGGCUCAAAUAGUGCGGCAGACUUUCUUGCUACUCUUGGCGAGCUGCACUGCCGAGGCGUUCCCGUCAAGUUUCCCAUUCCGGACGGGGUUCGGCCGUUGACAGACCUGCCCCCCUACCCGUGGCAUCUGAGCAAGGCUUUCUGGCCAGAUUCACCCGUCACAAAUGCCUGGCAGUUCCCUGAACACCCACCACACGAGCUUCUCGGAUCACGCACAUUGAUAAGCCCGAGUACAGCACCGAGUUGGAGGCAUCGUCUCUCACUUGACAACGUUCCCUGGGUUGGGGACCAUUGCGUCGGCUCGGAUGUGGUUUUCCCAGCUGCCGGGUACAUCGCGAUGGCUGGUGAAGUCAUCCGGCAGCUUUCUGGGCAGUCGUCUUACACUAUUCGUGACUUGCGAAUCUCGAACGCUCUGGUUCUCUCGCAGGGUAGCAAAGUCGAGCUAUUGACUUCCACGAGAAGGGAAGAGCUCACUUGCGAGGAGUCUUCGGAGUGGUGGGAGCUCACGAUUCAGAGCUGCACCUCAUUCGGCACAUUGACAACGCACUGCAGAUGUCGUGCUCGAGGUGGCCGCGUGUCCACGGGUCCGGACUUCACUGGACUUGACGCAAAAUCCUUCCUUCGGUCUGUUGAGCCAUCGCGAUGGUACAAAUCCAUGUCGCGAGUGGGAUACAACUAUGGCCCGGAGUUCCGAGGCAUGAAAAAGAUUUGUGCAAGCGUCAAUUUGUCAGCUGUAGCGGUCGAUGUUUCUGAUGAGAGAGAUACGCCUGAGCACCAGGGUCGCUAUUCGUUGCACCCCAUCACGAUCGAUCAGGUGCUCCAGUCGCUCAUCGUCGCUAAUCACUCCGGUGAACCCCGCUUGCUAGAAAGACUGUAUUUGCCGACCCAUAUUGAUGAGCUAUUCGUCACAUCGGAAGCUUCAACGAAAAGACUUUCGCUCCAGAGUGUGAAAUCUGGUGGUGACGGAGACUAUCAAGGGGAUUGCUUAGGGACAGUUUGUGAUGGUCCCGGAGCUGAACCCACCGUCUUCAUUAAAGGCCUUCGACUCUCGCCAGUCGAUCUAGAUGAUACCGGUGCCAGCGCAGCGGAUAGUUCGAAGGUUGCAGUCAUGUCUUGGGAACGAGACGUUAACAUGAUGGAUUCUGCGGACUUGGUGUCGUCUGCUUCCGACCCAUUCUUCCCAGAGACACACCAACUUCUCGAGGAGCUCUUUGUACUUUGCGGUGCAGCAGCACUCAAGCAGUUAGACGAAAGAGGCAUACUUAUCAGCGAGACUCAGACACAUUUGGCGAAGCAUCACACCUGGCUGCGCUCCCACAGCAGCAAGUCUAGCUCACCGCUACUUGACCUGGGCGCCGAACAGAUUUGUGCGAAGAUAGCUGACAUCGUGUCAAGGCUCAAAGAUACCUCUGCAUCUGCAGUGGCUAUUCUUAUAGAGCGCUGCUACACUCAUGCCUCGGGACUUUUCAACGGCACAAUCAGCCCUCUCGAGAUAUUCCUCAAAGACAACGCACUUCACGAACUGUAUGACUGGAUGAAUACCCUCUUUAUCUACAAGCCCCUCCUACAAUUGCUGUCCCAUAAACGAGGUCGCCACCUGAGGAUUCUCGAGAUCGGCGCCGGAACUGGAGGUCUGACUUCCCGGAUACUGAAAGAUCUGAAAGACUGCUUCGAGGAUGGCAACGUCCUCGGAACCUACGUUUUCACAGAUGUUUCUGCUGGGUUCUUCCCGGCAGCGAAAGAGCGCUUUCAUGAUAUUACUCCCGGAUUCUUGAACUAUCGUGUCUUGGACAUUAGUCGCGAUCCAGCUGAUCAGGGAUUCGGUGGUGAAGAGUACGAUCUCAUCGUUGCGAGCAACGUGCUCCAUGCCACUCCAAAACUGAACGAGACUUUGAAAAAUGUCAGAUCACUGCUAAAGCCUGACGGAAGACUAAUGAUGCACGAGCUUUGCUGCAACACGAAAUGGAUCAACUUCAUCAUGGGUUAUCUUCCAGGAUGGUGGCUCGGCGACUCUGAUUGCCGCUCGGAAGAGCCUUACAUCUCUCCUGAGCAAUGGGAGGAGCGUCUAUCUAUGGCUGGAUUCUCAACGCCAGAGGUAAUCUACGAUGCUGAGCCACAACAUAAGCUUAACGCAACCAUUAUCGCUCGCCCUGUUGCGACAAAUGACCUUGCCAGCAUGGACUCACAGCAUAUAACACUACUAUGCGAAGAAGAGUUUGAUCCGGUGGGGGCUGAGGUUGGCCAAGUUCUGAGAGGUCUCGGUCACACUAUCAGCAUUUCCACGCCAGGCUGCGAUAACUUACGUGCUGGUAGCGUAGUAGUGUCGAUAGUUGACCUAUGCCGUGGUGACGGCUAUUUCCACGACAUGACGCAAACCAAGCUAGACAGUCUCAAGGGGCUUCUGAAGCAUCUGCAGGACUCGGAUUCGAGCCUACUCUGGCUUACACGGCCUUGCCAGUCCGGUUCGGUGGAUCCGACCUUUGCCCUGGUGCUCGGCAUCGCGAGAACAGCAAGAGUUGAGAUGGGUGUGCAAUUUGCCACCAUGGAGCUUGACAGUGUUGACGGAGAUUCUUUGCAAGCUGUUUGUCAGGUCUUGAGGAAGAUAUUUUCCCAGAACGUGGCCUUGACUUCGAAAAUGGGUCAAGAUAUGGAAUUCUCUUACUUCUUGGGCCGCAUUCACAUUCCACGAUGCAAGUGGACGCCGAUUUCUCGCGCUCUUGUAUCCGAGGUUCCAGCCUUUUCCAGCAAGAUGGUGCAAAUCUCGAGACCUGGGUCCCUUCAAACUCUUCAUUGGGUACCUCGCCAGCUGUCUGAAGACAUUCCAUCCGACCACGUCAAGAUUGACGUCCGCGCAGCAGGUCUCAACUUUAAAGAUGUCGUCACAGCCAUGGGCCUGAUCAAACCUUCGGCUCCAAAAGGACUCGGAUGUGAAGCCAGCGGUAUCGUUAAAUCAGUCGGAACCUCUGUGACGAAUGUUCGCGUGGGUGAUCGCGUCAUGGUCUUCGCGCCCGAGGCGGCUUGCUUCUCCACGGAGAUACUAGCCCCGGCCCAGCUUUGCGUAGCCGUUCCUGACACUCUCAGCUUUACUGAUGCGGCGGGUAUUCCGUGCAUAUUCACCACUGUUCUAAGAGCCCUGGUAGAUAAAGCCGGUCUCCGGGCUGGUCAAACUGUGCUUAUUCACAGCGCGGCCGGUGGUGUUGGUAUUGCGGCUUUGCAAGUAGCUCGGUGGAUUGGAGCAACAGUCUACGCGACCGUAGGCAACGAUGAAAAGGCAGAUUUUCUUGUCAGGGAGUGGAAUGUCCCCAAGGAGCACAUUUUCUCUUCUCGAGACGUCAGCUUCGUGGAGGGCAUAAAAGCAGUGACUGGUGGCGUCGGCGUUGACGUUGUGUUGAACUCCUUGUCUGGGGAGCUUCUCCAUGCAUCGUGGAACUGUGUCGCUCCUCAUGGUACCUUUGUCGAACUUGGGAAGAAAGACACCUUGGCGGGUGGAAAACUUGCCAUGGUGGCCUUUGAUGGAAAUCGGUCCUUCACUGGUGUCGAGAUGGCGAAUCUGGCCGCUGAGAGCCCCGCCAUCAUUUCUCGCUUGUUACAACAAUGUGUUGACUUGUACCGACAAGGCCACAUCCAGUCCAUUAAGCCGGGUAAGGCCUUUGCAUGCAAUGAGACUGAAAAUGCCUUUCGAUACUUGUACCAGGGUACUCACAUUGGAAAGGUGGUUAUCGACAUGACCGAGACAGAUGAGGAGGCAUUGAAGGUCUCUCAAGCGCCGUCGAUUCCCAGGUUCCGCGAACAAGCUACUUACGUACUUGUCGGUGGCAUGGGUGGUCUUGGGCGUACAGUCGCACGAUGGAUGGCCUCCCACGGUGCCAAAAGUCUGGUCUUCAUCUCGAGAUCCGCCGGGCGUAGCGAUGAUGAUCAAGCUCUGUUGUCAGAACUUCAAUAUGCAGGUUCCGAGGCUGAAGCAAUACCAUGCGACAUAGCGAACGAGACGCUCAUGCAAGCGGUAAUUUCCAGACUCGCUUCAUCCAAGCGUAUCGCAGGCGUUCUGAACCUGGCAAUGGUGCUUGCCGAUGGUGCAGUUUCUGACCUUACACUGUCGCGCUGGCAAACGGCGACAUCACCCAAGAUACGUGGGACGUGGAACCUCCACCAUGCCCUACCUCACGAUCUUGACUUCUUCGUGCUCUUUGGUAGCACAUCAGGUGUACACGGGUACCCAGGUCAAGCAAACUACGCUGCUGCGAAUACCUUUCUCGACGCGUUCAACCAAUACCGCCGCGGUCUAGGACUGCCUUGCUCGAUAAUUGACUUGGGGGGCGUCGAGGACGUGGGGUAUGUCAGUCGCUCACAACAUGUCGAGGAUGCCAUGAAGAAAUCCGGCUCCAAGUUGGUUUCUGAGGCUGAUAUGCUCCGAGGUCUUCAACUUGCCAUCGCUCAAAGUCAACAAGUCACAGUAAACGCAGGGAUUAGAACAUAUCAUCCAGCCUCAAAUGGGCAGGUGGUACUUGGCCUUGACUGCACCACACCCAUCGAUGAUCCUGGAAAUCGAGUGGCAUGGAAGCACGAUUCUCGCAUGAACCUUUAUCCAGACAUUGCAGAGAAUGAGCAGGCCUCGCGGAAAGAGACAGGAUCGUCAUGCCUAGCUGAGUUUCUAUCCAGUUUGCAUUCAAGGCCAGAAGACGUUGAAACCACAGCGUCUACGUCAUAUCUCGCACAGGAGAUCGCCCGCCGGGUGUUUGGGUUUCUCAUGCGUGAGGUGGAAGAGGGCGGUAUUGAUACUGCUCUUUCCCCUUCCGCCCUUGGAGUCGACUCCCUGAUGACCAUUGAGAUUCGCAACUGGUGGAAACACAAUUUGGGUGUGGAAAUUAGUGUGAUGCAGUUGACGAGCGCCCAGAGCUUUGAUCAACUUGGACAAUUGGCCGGGAAGCAGCUGAGAGGGAAGAUUACUGCGCUGUCGAAGAAAUAG
Molecule: messenger RNA, 7485 nt
Organism: Colletotrichum godetiae
Lineage: Eukaryota; Fungi; Ascomycota; Sordariomycetes; Glomerellales; Glomerellaceae
Product: polyketide synthase
Exons: 7
Coding region: 1-7485 (2494 amino acids)
Biological process (GO): fatty acid biosynthetic process; secondary metabolite biosynthetic process
Molecular function (GO): fatty acid synthase activity; zinc ion binding; phosphopantetheine binding
Source: RefSeq, a predicted model, not a curated record